AGGGCGAAUCGAUUAGGUUUUAUUCAUCCAUCAGCCAAAGGGAGGGAAACACUUGUUCGUAUUACAGGUGGAAUGAAAGUCAAGGCUGACAGGGAUGAAUCAUCUCCAUACGCAGCUAUGCUUGCUGCCCAAGAUGUUGCCCAGCGAUGCAAAGAACUUGGUAUUACUGCUUUGCAUAUUAAGCUAAGAGCCACUGGCGGGAAUAAAACAAAAACACCUGGUCCUGGUGCUCAAUCUGCUCUUCGGGCACUUGCUCGAGCUGGCAUGAAAAUUGGGCGUAUAGAGGAUGUAACUCCCAUACCCACAGACAGCACUCGCAGAAAGAAAGGGUGGAAGGAGAGGAAGGAGGCUCUAAUUCUUCAAGUUCUCUUCAAUUUCUUUUUCUCAGUAUCGAAAUGUUUCAACCCAACUGUGUUACUUGUAAAUUUUGAACAGUCGAGUGACUUUUCACUCGUUCGAUUCGAUUAUCUGUAAGGUGCUAUGGCCUGGUUGUGAUACGAUGAUGGGCGUUACAUCAAAUUACUUUGGUUCA
Zingiber officinale is the source of this 532-nucleotide messenger RNA. RefSeq names its product 40S ribosomal protein S14-like. Gene Ontology annotation, biological process: maturation of SSU-rRNA from tricistronic rRNA transcript (SSU-rRNA, 5.8S rRNA, LSU-rRNA); ribosomal small subunit assembly; translation. The record is from RefSeq and is a predicted model, not a curated record. Gene Ontology annotation, cellular component: ribosome; cytosolic small ribosomal subunit. The transcript has 4 exons. Gene Ontology annotation, molecular function: small ribosomal subunit rRNA binding; mRNA 5'-UTR binding; structural constituent of ribosome. Lineage: Eukaryota; Viridiplantae; Streptophyta; Magnoliopsida; Zingiberales; Zingiberaceae. Bases 73 to 474 code for a protein of 133 amino acids.